CCGUAGCCUACGCCCCGCCCUCCAAUAUUGCAGUUCCCUACGACCCUCCGGAAUCCGUCUUAAGCUAGGAAGAGGACUGUGUUGUAUGGGAAUGUUUACAGCAAUUCGGCUAAUUGCAAACGAGUGUAUUUCGAACGACGGUUGCAGACCAAAUUUGCUAGAGGCGCGCCCGCUUUGAAGGAUGAAUUGAUAACUUUGCUUCUUCAAAUUCUCGCUUAGGACAUCUUGCUGCAACAUUGCCGCGACACUUUCUACAAUGUAUCAGACAUUGCAUACGUGUUUACUCAGAAAGGCACGGUGUUGGGAUGCUGAUAGUCAAAAUACAUACCAAGAGCUGUUCGACAAGCUUGAUGCCAACAAAGAUGGGAAGGUGGAUGUGGCUGAAUUAAGAACGGGCCUAGCUGCUAUGGGCAUAUUCCGCAAAGGGGCUGCACAGAAAAUCGUAUCGUCUGGUGACAAAAACCAAGAUGGGAGCCUGGACUUCAGCGAGUUCACUAAAUACCUUAAAGAGCACGAGAAGAAACUGCGCCUGACAUUCAAAAGCCUGGACAAAAAUAACGAUGGUCGAAUCGAUGCCACUGAAAUCCAGCAGUCCCUUUCUGAGUUGGGCAUGUCUGUUUCCAAAAAAGAUGCCCAGAAGAUAUUACAGAGCAUGGACAUCGAUGGGACCAUGAUGGUGGACUGGAAUGAAUGGCGGGAACACUUCCUCUUCAACCCCGCCCACAACCUGGACGACAUCAUACACUACUGGAAACACUCGUCGGUGCUGGACAUAGGCGACAGUCUGGCCAUCCCGGACGAGUUCACAGAGGAGGAGAAGACCUCUGGGAUCUGGUGGAAGCAGCUGGCGGCCGGGGCGGUGGCCGGCGCCAUCUCUCGCACCGGCACCGCCCCUCUGGACCGGAUGAAGGUCUUCAUGCAGGUUCACUCCUCGAGAACACACCGCAUCAGCCUCUCUGGGGGCUUCAGGCAGAUGAUCAAGGAGGGCGGAGUCGCCUCGCUGUGGAGGGGGAAUGGAGUGAAUGUGCUGAAGAUCGCUCCAGAGACCUCCAUUAAAUUCAUGGCUUAUGAGCAAUAUAAGAAGUUGUUGUCUUCAGAGGGCAGCAAGGUGGAGAUACACCAGCGGUUUAUGGCAGGGUCUCUGGCCGGGGCCACGGCGCAGACAGCUCUCUACCCCAUGGAGUUGAUGAAGACCAGAUUGACUCUGAGGAAAACAGGGCAGUUUUCAGGGAUGUUUGACUGUGCAAAGACCAUCCUCCACAAAGAGGGAGUCAAGGCUUUCUAUAAGGGCUACCUCCCUAACUUAUUGGGCAUCAUUCCAUAUGCUGGCAUUGACCUCGCUGUGUAUGAGAGUCUCAAGAAUGCCUGGUUGUCCCACUAUGCCAAAGACACGGCCAACCCCGGUAUACUGGUUUUGCUGGGCUGUGGAACCAUCUCCAGUACAUGUGGUCAGCUGGCCAGCUACCCCCUAGCCCUCCUACGCACACGCAUGCAAGCUCAGGCCACUCUGGAUCCGUCCGACCAGCCGACUAUGAGCCAGCUUGUGAAGAGAAUCAUGGUCAAAGAUGGCUUCUUUGGACUCUACAGAGGCAUCCUACCUAACUUUAUGAAGGUCAUCCCUGCAGUCAGCAUUAGUUAUGUGGUGUAUGAAUACAUGAAGACUGGUUUAGGGAUCGCAAAGUGAUAUUUCAAUUCGAUUGGAAGUUAUAGGUCUCAUAUUUAAGGAUUCAAAAAUGACAGAGAGUGAACCAUGCGUUAAGAGCCAAGAACAUUUUAUCGCUACUGUAAAAGGAACAAGUAUCAUGAUGUUUUUUUCAAUUUUUGGUAAUCCAAGCAGGGGUUGUUUAGUUGGAAUGCAUGCAUUUAAAUGGUUGACAUUUUAAAUGAAUGCCAUUCCCCUGUGAGCAGUCUCAAAGAAUACACACCAAUAUAAUACAAAGAAUAUACCAAUACAUUCUGCAAUAGGAUCCUAUAGUUGUAAAGCAUUGUUUUUCUUCAAGGAAGUUGAUCGGAUUGGCGCUUGUCCAGGGGGCAUUUGUAGUUUAAACUUAAUUUGAAUAAUAUUCACACCAUCACACCAGCUCCUGGUUCGCUCUUUUUAACACCACAUUUUGUGUUUUAAAAUAUACAGUAAUUCCUAUUUGUUCUCAGUAUUGUGGGGAUGACAGGAUGUUGACCAAAAAUAUGAAAUAAGAUAUUUGUAAUUCUGAAAAAUACAACAGAUUAAUACUCAUUUUAUUUUUGUGGAAUGAAUAUUCCAAUGCUCAUGAGACUACUAAACUUUUAUUGUUGACUUAUUUAUAUAUGAGUUAUGAUAUGAAUUAAUCAUGCAGAAACACUGAACAGAGUUAAGAUAAUCUUAUCUUCACAAGCAAAGAAAGCAAAGACAUCCACCAUCAUUUUAAUUAUUCUUAAUAGGGUUAUAUCAUUCUCAUUUCUGUAUCCUUUGUUUUGACUUUUGGCUGUUUGUGUGUGCAUUUUCAAGUACAUAUUUUUACUAAUGCAUGUCAACAUAUUCAGUGUAGCAGAGAGAAACAAUCCGCAAUUGCUCAUCUGAAUGUUUUUUAACAAUUUAAUGUGCCUUAAAUUCACUCAAUGCGUCACCAUUUUGUGGCAUUGAGUGUUUUGUUUGGGUACUAUGUUUACAAUUUCAGACAUUAGAUGUACAUUUAAUUUACAGUGUGUUAUUUAUUUACAAUGUCUAUGCUGUUACCAUGAAACUUCAAGAAAACCCAUUCGCUUCCAGGUUGUUGUCGUGCUUGUGAAUGUAUGUAUCGGACUGAAUUGCAAAGAAAAUUUUCAAUUUAUGUAAUGUGUGAGGGUGUGUCGCAUUGGCCAAAAGAUGUGAGCUACUAGAUCAAUCCCACUUAAAAAAAUAACAAAUAAAAAUUGGAUUAUGCUUUCGAUAUCUGUACGUUCUGGGAUUGAGAAGGUAGACCUCUUCAGCCUAUUGUAAAAUGGCUUUGAUAGUUGUUGAGCAUGUUGAUAGAAUAAUCAAGGAUCACAGACCACUGUAUGUAUGAUGAUGUAUGACGUCUGCAGGGUCUACAAUGACCCUUGGGCCAUUUCUAUUGGAAUCAUUAGAACAUAAUGAGAAAUGUGUGUAAAUGUGUAUGCAUGUCAAAGAUUGCCUCCAAAGUUGUAUUUUAACACUUAAAAUACAAAUAAAACCUAAACCCUAAAUAAAAUAUAUUAUACAAUGUU
Gadus morhua (Atlantic cod) is the source of this 3204-nucleotide messenger RNA. Its product is annotated as calcium-binding mitochondrial carrier protein SCaMC-1. Gene Ontology annotation, molecular function: calcium ion binding. NCBI's taxonomy places the organism in Eukaryota, Metazoa, Chordata, Actinopteri, Gadiformes, Gadidae. Bases 257 to 1684 code for a protein of 475 amino acids. Gene Ontology annotation, biological process: transmembrane transport. The record is from RefSeq and is a predicted model, not a curated record. The transcript is spliced from 10 exons. Gene Ontology annotation, cellular component: mitochondrial inner membrane.